Molecule: messenger RNA, 423 nt
Organism: Paramecium pentaurelia
Lineage: Eukaryota; Ciliophora; Oligohymenophorea; Peniculida; Parameciidae
Source: the annotation of a GenBank genome assembly
AUGAAAAGGAAGUUAUACAAAAUAAUAAUAAACUUUUCACAAUUACUUAAUUUUUUACUACCUAAUUCUAAACCUUAUUUAAAAGCCACAUAAUACUAUCGUAGUUAAGUGAUUAAAAGAAGAAUGCUUUCAUAGAUUUUUCUGAAAAUUUUAUAAUUUCUUAAUGCUUAUGGUUUCACAGGAGCCUUAAUUGAAUAAUUGCAAAAUAAAUUGAAUCAAACUGAAUAAAAAUUUUUACUUUUAGAAAUAACAAUGAUUUUAGCUAAAAAAUUAUAAAUGAGUUAGAGAAUAAGCUCUUGGAUAGUGUUUAGAAAAGUGUAAAAUUAUAAUAAUAAAAAGGAUUAAAUGCAAAUAAAAUUUGAGAAAAUCUCAGAAUCAUUAAGAAAUUGUUAAGUAAAUUAAGAACUAAUAUACACUUGCUGA